AUUAACCUCCGCGAAAGCAGUUAGCUGGUCUCAAUCAAACUGUUUUUUCAAUUUAAAAUCAGAGAAGGUGGUAUUUCCCUCUCGACCUUCAAUGCGUAGAUUCACAACUUCACAUUCACACACCAAAAACACAUAACCCAACAAAUCUCAAGUACAAACCUUUUACACUCUCGAACCUCAAAAACCCAAAACGUUACAUAUCCCAAAACUCCGAUGAAACGAAACUACAGUUCCCACCACAACCCACCUCGCAAAUGGAUCAUCAUUCCCACCCUCACAAUCUUCCUCCUCUCAAUCUUUCUCCUCCUCCUUCAUCACACCAACCCCACUUCCUCUUUUUCUUCUUCUUCUUCUAUGGAACACUCCAAUUUCACCACCCAUUUGGAACUGGGUCUUCCGAAACUGCCCAGAUUCGCGUAUUUGAUGACAGGCACCAAAGGGGAAGGACUGCAACUCAAGAGGCUCGUUCAAGCAUCGUACCACCCAAGGAACUACUACCUUCUGCACCUCGAUCUCGAAGCUUCCGAUGCUGAGAGACUCGAGCUUGCAAAGUAUGUUAAGUCAGAGAGUGUGUUUGGGGCGUUUGGGAAUGUUAUGGUGGUUGGUAAGGCUGAUUUGGUGACUUACAAGGGCCCUACCAUGAUCGCUUCAACACUUCACGGGGUUGCCUUGUUGCUGAAAAAGGCUAAGGACUGGGACUGGUUUGUUAAUCUCAGUGCCUCUGAUUAUCCUCUCGUGUCACAGGACGAUCUCUUGCAUAUCUUUGCAUUCAUGCCCAGGGAUAUGAACUUCAUUGAGCAUACAAGUAAUAUUGGUUGGAAAGAGUAUCAAAGAGCGAGGCCUAUCAUUAUAGAUCCGGGCUUAUAUCAUUCAAAGAAAUCUGGUGUUUACUGGGCUAAAGAGAAAAGAUCUGUUCCAUCUUCAUUCAAGUUAUUCGCUGGCUCUCCAUGGGUUGUGCUAACAAAAUCGUUUCUUGAGUUCUGUGUUUGGGGUUGGGAUAAUCUUCCACGCACUCUCCUUAUGUAUUACACAAAUUUUCUUUCAUCCCCUGAGGGCUACUUUCACACGGUCAUGUGCAAUCACAAGGACUAUCAAAACACUACUAUAAACCAUGAUUUACGUUAUAUGAGGUGGGACAACCCACCAAAGCAGCAUCCAGUGUUCUUGAACUUGGAGCAUUUUGAUGACAUGGUCGAAAGUGGUGCACCUUUUGCUCGAAAGUUUACCAAGGAUGAUCCAGUUCUCAACAAAAUUGACAAGGAACUCCUAAGAAGAUCAGAUGGUCACUUUACACCUGGUGGUUGGUGUGUUGGCAAUCCUCUUUUGGGAAAAGAUCCUUGUGCAGUUUAUGGAAAUCCAAAUGUAGUUAAACCAACUUUAAGGUCAAAGAGGCUAGAGACACUAGUAGUUAAACUAUUAGAUUCUGAAAAUUUUAGGCCGAAACAGUGUAAAUAGCCUUCUUGCUUAUACAUAGUCUAAUUGGCACUUUGUGCAUCUAUUCUAAUUUAAAAUUAUA
This is a messenger RNA of Gastrolobium bilobum, 1516 nucleotides long. RefSeq names its product beta-glucuronosyltransferase GlcAT14C. NCBI's taxonomy places the organism in Eukaryota, Viridiplantae, Streptophyta, Magnoliopsida, Fabales, Fabaceae. Bases 214 to 1455 code for a protein of 413 amino acids. The transcript has 4 exons. The record is from RefSeq and is a predicted model, not a curated record. Gene Ontology annotation, cellular component: membrane. Gene Ontology annotation, molecular function: glucuronosyltransferase activity.